GCCGAAGCCUGGAGGCUCAGCGGUGAUUCAGCCGCGGAGCAGCGGGAAGGAGACAGUGGAGGUGAGAAGGAAGGAAUAAAAGGAGAGAAGAGAAGAACAUUUUAAGAGACGGAGGAGGAGAGCGGGAGCUGCGCGCCGGUUCGGAGCCGCGUUUUCAUCGCUUAACAAAACCUUGAGAAAGAGGAUUUUUUUAUUUUGAAAACUUCUCCCAUCUCAGCUAAAACCUGCAUUUACUAAACAACAACAACAACAACAACAACAACAACAACAAACAAACUGGAAAAUUCGGGUUGCUGUGGAUUUUGACCGAUGCGCACCGGAGCUAUCCAGGGGUGUAGCCGCGUCGUGCGUCUUUGCGCUGUUAGAGGUUGUGUGUGACUUAAGUGUGAGAAAGAGGAGGAUACAGAUAGAGGUGGAGGAUCAGCCGGAGUGGCCGACCAGCCAGAAGGAUGCUGGAGGGCAAUGCCUGCAGAAAGAGAGGAUGAGAUUUGUCGAAAGGCGCUGGAACUGCUCUCCGACCUUUGCUCCAAGGGAGAGGUGCAGGACGACAACUGCCUGGAUUUCAUCUAUUACUUCAGGGACCUGGUCAGACCCCGUUACACGGACUCAGAUGUAUCGGUGAGCCUGUUGUCUCUGCUGGUGACCACCUGUGGCCUGGCUCUCAGCGUCUCCCUCUUUGUGUCAUGGAAGCUCUGCUGGGUGCCGCUAAGCGGUCGCUUCCUCCCAGAUGUCCUCAAGGGGGCACACUUCUUGGGAGGGAACCAACAACCUGUCCUCACAGAGGUGGACGGAGGAGGAAAGGAAUACAGUGAAGAUGGCUGUGUGAAGGAGCCUUCGGCCCCUUCUGGUGUUCCUGUCCCGGAGUCGGCCCUGAAGAUAAGCCACACGUCACCUGACAUCCCGCUGGAAACCCAGACCAAGGUGGAGAAAAACCAGGUUCACACCUCUGGCCAGGGACAGGGUUCAGAGGCAGAUACUGAGCCUACCUCGUCUGUACGGCACAACUCCUUUCGUCGUCAAAUGAACUUAUCCAAUCCUGACUUCAACCCUGCUCAGUUCCAGCGCCGGAGGUCUUUGUCUGGUGUGGGUCGGAUCAAACCAGAACUUUACAAGCAGCGCUCAGUAGAUGCAGAAGAUGGCCAUAGAACCAGCAGCUGCGGGCGCCUUCACUUUAUCCUUAUUGACUUUGACCUGGAGCAGCUGAUCGUGAAGAUCCACAAGGCCCAGGACCUUCCUGCCAAGGACUUCUCAGGGACCUCUGAUCCUUACGUCAAGAUCUACCUGCUGCCCGACGCACAACCAAGCACCCAGAACAAGGUGCACCGCAAGACACAACCAGUAUUCGAUGAAGUGUUCCUCUUUCCCGUGGCAUACGCCGAGCUGUCGAACCGUAAGCUGCACUUCAGCAUCUACGACUUUGACAGGUUCUCUCGCCAUGAUUUGAUUGGCCAAGUGGUGGUGGACAACUUCUUGGAUCUUUCCGACUUUCCCCGGGAGACAAAACUGAGCCGGGACAUACAAUAUGUAACCUCGGACAAUGUGGACCUUGGAGAGCUGAUGUUCUCACUGUGUUAUCUCCCAACGGCUGGCAGGCUUACCAUCACAAUCAUUAAAGCCAGAAAUCUCAAAGCCAUGGACAUCACUGGAGCUUCAGAUCCAUAUGUGAAAGUGUCUCUGAUGUGUGAUGGUCGAAGGCUAAAGAAGAGAAAGACAUCGACUAAGCGUAACACUCUGAACCCGGUGUACAAUGAAGCCAUUGUGUUUGAUGUUCCUCCUGAAAGUAUUGAUCAGAUCAGCCUGCUGAUAGCUGUCAUGGACUACGAUCGGGUUGGACAUAACGAAGUGAUCGGGGUGUGCAGGGUGGGCAGCGAGGCCGAGAGCCUGGGCCGGGACCACUGGAACGAGAUGCUGACGUACCCGCGAAAGCCAAUUGCACACUGGCACCCGCUCGUGGAGUGGGUCGGACAGGGAGCGACAGUGAGUGGGAGCCAAGGAGGAUCCACCAAUUCCCUGAAGACACCACCAUCACCAUAACCACACACACACACACACACACACACACACGCACACGCACGCACACACACACACACGCACACACAGCCUCAGGGUGGGAGAACGAUGGGCCAACAGAGAGUCCUACUUAAGGUUAAAACAUACAGUGCAAAGUGAAACUAACAAGUGACUGCAGUAGUGGGCUAACAUCAGCUAUAAGCCAAUAUUCAAACUGUGUGUCAUUAGAGUGAGCUAAGUGUUAGUGUGCUAAGAUUGGAGCAAAGUCUAAUUCCCAUUUCUUACUUCCUCUUGUGUCUUCACAACCAAAUAAACACUUAACGACAUUCCAACUAAACUAGUACAAUACUUUUGUCAUAUUGACCUGUUACUGACAGAAUUAACAGAUUAUCUAACAGAUUAAGCUUCUGCCUUUUUUUUUGUUUUUUUUUAGGGAAAUUGCCGUCUGUGGACCAAAAUAUUAUAUUUUUAGGUGAAUAUGUAAAGCUGUGACUGUUGAUUUGUGCAAGUGAUGAGCUAUCCUAGGCAACAUGUUUGCUCCAUAGUAGGAGCUAGAAAGGUGAGUGGCAGAAUUAGAAAGCAUCACUGUUCAGAUCAACACAUUUCAGCUCGUUUCAGCGUUUUAUUUGUUGUGUUGAACAUUCAUACUCGUCACGUGUUGGUUAUACAGUAAGUUGCCAGUGGCAGCCGGAGCAGACGUGAACAGAGGAGAGUCGAAUGCAAAUUAGGUCAAAUAAAAUUGAAGAGGAUUUAAUCCAAGAAUGUGUAAAACAUCUGACAGAAGGAAUUUUCCUUUUAGUGCAUGUUAGAUUGGCAUACUUUGUUAACAGGGUGUGGUCAUAAUAAAGGAAACAUAAGUUGUCAUCAGUGGAAAAAGGGCAGUCCACUCAUAUUAUCAUAACAACAUCAUGAUAACCAAUGUGACCAUCAUUGUAACACUUUGUAACCCAGAAACCAACCAGAACUUACUGAUGUACUAAUGUCAUUUAGCCUUACAAGGACUUUAAAACAUAAUUGGAAAAUAUGCAUAACAUGAAAUAACAGAUUUAUGUAAAGCUGUAUGACUUAUGGUUAUAGUAUAGACGCUGUACAGCCGCAUUCACUCAUUUGUUUUUUCACUGUCACACGUGUUAUAGUUACUUUUGGAAAUCAUCUCACACUCUUGCAGAGAAACGCUUACUUUGUAAAAAUUUGCCACUCAGAAAGUUUUGACUGCUUUUAGAGCUCUUGCACAGGAAACAGCUGCUGGAAAUGAGACUGAUGAGCCAUGAAAACCAAGCAUAAUCUGUGGACUGUAAAGGAGAGAGAUUUUCCCAUGUGAUGAGAUUACACGAGCUCACUUUGAUUUAACGUGCCGAAUGAGGUGGUCUGAGCAGCCUGGAUGAACCGCUGACUUGUUUGCAGUCUGUCUGAUUAUGUGGCUGCUCGUGUUUUUCUGUAGUGAUGUCACCAUGUUCCCAGAUGCUACAGAAAAUCAAACCCGUGUUGUAACAAAUCACAGUUCUCCUUAGGGACCACACGAUGACUGCAGAUGUUAUUGUGCAACCCCUUUGGGACUCCUUUGUGCCUUUUUGAUGUGCUUUGCCAUUUUAUCAUCCAGUGUUCCAAUUUAGCGAGAUGUUUAACAGAUAAUGAAGGUGAUAACCCUAAAUAAUUUGCUAAAAGUGAGGAGCCUUUGAAAUUAAAGGGGUCCUAUAAUGCUUUUUGUUUAAUAUUAUAUAUUGUUAGAACAGGGGGGUGUUCAUAAUAAACAUGGCAAGCAUUUCAAAUAUUGAGGCCAAUGUAGUAAUCUCUGUGUGCCAAAAGAUUUUUUUCCUCAUAGAUCCAUAUGAUGUCAGUCAGGUGAGACACUCCUAAUAUGGUCAUCUCAGCACACAGCUCUGACUGUUCAAACAGCUCCUUACGAAGGGCAGCCAAUCAGAAGGAAUGUGGUUUAAAGGGCGGGGGUAGGAAGCUAAAAAACAAUGCAUGAACUGAGCUUUUUUUUUUUUUUAAACUCUGAGUCAUGCAAAGCUACUCUAUCAGAGUCCCAGAAUUAGAAAAAAAAAAAGAUGGAGCAGGAAAUGAGCAUUAUAGGUCCCCUUUAAAUUAGUGAACUGAUGAUCCCAUACUGAAACAUUUACCUGGAGCUGCCCUGUCCCACUGUAAUGACUCUCAAUGUUGUUUUCCUUUAACUGGGACCAUACUCUGUGGUAGUUUUAAUAAGCCAGUGUUUGUUUGUUUGUUUUUGUUUGUUUGUUUUUAAUCAGAUUAAUACCAGUAUUGUUUAUGGCUUUGUAUUGGACACUGUCACAAAUAAAGAUUUCUUCCGUGUUUGUAGGUACCAUGCAUGCAUCAUUUUUUUGAGUCAUUUUUAAAUAUCUUUUUUGUUGUGAGAUACUAAUCAUAUUGUAAACACAUGUAUUAUGAACCUAA
Messenger RNA from Archocentrus centrarchus (flier cichlid), 4425 nucleotides. RefSeq names its product synaptotagmin IXb (gene syt9b). Gene Ontology annotation, biological process: calcium-ion regulated exocytosis. The record is from RefSeq and is a predicted model, not a curated record. Gene Ontology annotation, molecular function: clathrin binding; phosphatidylserine binding; SNARE binding. Gene Ontology annotation, cellular component: plasma membrane; dense core granule; exocytic vesicle. NCBI's taxonomy places the organism in Eukaryota, Metazoa, Chordata, Actinopteri, Cichliformes, Cichlidae.